GAAGAGGCCCGAGGCCUGGCCCGUUCUCCCCAUUCUAUCUCCCCUCCCCGACUUGACCUAGCCGCCGCCAGUCGCCACAGCCGCUGCGCCCGCCGUCCGACUCCCUGCUCCGCCGCGUUUCCCCCCAUCCGCCGCCUCCCAUCGUUGGCCCAAGGUCUUGUGUGGGAUUGGCAUGGGAUUUGAGUGGGAGGGGCUGGAUUGACUAAGGGGUGUGAUGGAUCUGAAAAGGAUCGAUGCAAUGUCUGUGCAUGAUUCUAACCAAUCCAGUGUGAUAAACCUAACCGCGGGGGCGAUCUCAUGCAAUGAAGUAGAAAAUGGUAGUGCUAUUAUUGAUUGGUCAAGUGUUGUGAUUGAACCAGAAAAUGAUGGGGAUGAAAAACCGCCGGACGAGAAAGCCAUGUUUGCUCUAUUUGGUUUAAAAACAGAACCGGAUGAGAGAGCAACUGAGCUUCGUUCUAUUGCCGUUCCUACUCCUGCUGUGGAGUCUGACUUACAUGAUAUCAAAGAUGCAGAUAUUGUUGUUGAUGAUAAGGCUCCAGAGGAGCCACUUAUUGCCUGGGAUGAACGAAACCCAGCCAUGGAUAUAGGGACACCUUAUCCUAACAUGGUUGAAUUUAGAAAGGCUUUAAAACAGUGGGCUGUCAAUGGAGAGUUUGAAUAUGGCACCAAAAAAAUGAGCCAGGGAGGUUUCGGGCUUUUUGCAAAGGUCAAUCCAUAAUAGGUGACCCUUGCAAAUGGGCUUUAACUGCUAGUUGGCGAAGGGAUGAAAAUUGUGUGAUGGUUGUGAAGCAUCAAAUGGAGCAUAUUUGUAGUUCAACGAGUGGAAAAGUGACUAGCAUGACAUCUCAAUCAUGGGUUGCCAACAAGGCAGUAGCUAUGUUGAAGAAGGAUCCAACCGUUGGUGCUGUGAAGAUACUUAAAGACUUGCAAGAUGAGCAUCAUGUCACACUUAACUAUCACACAGUGUGGAAAGGCAAAAAAAAAAAGGCAGCAACAGGCUUAUAUGGGAGUUGGGAAGAAAGUUUCAGGAUGUUGUACAACUAUAAGGUUGAAAUAGAAUUGAGGUCUCCGGGGAGUAUUGUUGAGAUUGAUACGACCACACAUGAAGGUGAAGUGCAUUUCAGCAAGCUAUUUAUCGCUUUCAAGCCUUGCAUAGAUGGUUUUGUGAAUGGAUGUAGACCAUAUAUUAGCAUAGAUUCAACUCAUUUAAAUGGAAAGUGGAAUGGUCAGCUAGCUGUAGUCACUGCAUUGGAUGGUCACAAUUGGAUGUUCCCGGUGGCGUAUGGCUUUAUUGAGUCUGAAAAUGGAGAUAAUUGGGCUUGGUUCAUGAAUCAAGUGAAGAAGGCAAUAGGGGACCCUCCGGUAUUGGCUGUUUGUACUGAUGCUUGCAAGGGUCUUGAAAAUGCUGUUAAGAUCCUCAAGCUGAGCAGCGAGAGUGCUUUAGGCAUAUGUGGCAUAAUUUUCAGAAAUAUUUUCAUGGUGAUGUGUUUGGAAGGUUGUGGCCUGCUGCUAGGGCAUAUAGGCCGGAACGGAAGAAUAUCAACAUCACAUGGCAAAGGUAUUUGAUGCAUCUGAGAAAGUAUAUCCUUACCUUAGGGAUUACCAUAAUCUGUUAUGGAUGAGGUGCAUGUUCAACCCUGCCAUCAAGUGUGACUACAUAAAUAACAAUCUUGUCGAGUGCUUCAACGCUUGGGGGCGAGAUAUCAAGGACUUGCCGAUUGAUCAGCUAGCUGAUAAGAUUAGAGAGAUGAUUAUGGAACUGUUUAGAAAAAGAAGAAUGAUUGGAGAAAGAUUUACAGGGAUAAUACUUCCAUUUGUCAUACACCAACUAAAUGCAAAGACUCGAGGACUAGGUCAUCUCAAGGCUAAAGCAUCAGCUGAUUGGAGUGGGGAAGUGAAAAAUGCUAACAAAGAGGAUGAAAGACAUGUGGUCAAAACUCUCACACAUGAGUGUAAAUGUCUGCAAUGGCAGCACACGGGCAAGCCUUGCGACCAUGCACUAGCCUUCAUAAAUGUCUUGCAAGCUCGCAACUUUGUUAACAUGGAGGACUAUGUACAUGAGUACUACUCAGUUAGCAGAUUUAGGGCAGCAUAUGAAGGUGUAAUUGAGCCCCUUACGGACAAGAAUCAAUGGCCACACGUGGACACAGGCUUUGUGUUGCGUCCACCAAUUCCAAUAGGCAAGAAGAAAGGUGCUGGAAGAACAAGAAAACAGAGGAUAAAGAGUUGGUGGGAAGGUGGAUCAAGGAAAGGAUCCUUGAACAAAUGCAAAAAAUGCGAGGAGGUAGGACAUAGAGAAGCUGGUUGUCCUCAAAAUGGAACAAAGAAAAGGAAAAGUAGGGGGAAAAAGAAUCAAUCUCCAUGGUUUGAUGUUUCAGUUAGCAAUGCCGUUCCAUCUACACCAACCAAGAGCAAGAAUGAUGCCACUUGUAGCAGUCCUGGAGCUGUCACAAGAAGCCAAGCUGCAGCUCAAGCUAGUCCUGGACCUGUCACAAGGAGCCAAGCUGCUACCCCACCACCAAAACCUCCAACAAAAGAAAAGAAGAAGAAAAUGACACCUAAAAGGAAGAAAUUAAGUGACCUGUGAGCUUGUUUGUGGCUGUGAUGAACUCGGCUGUGGGUGGAGACUCACUUUUAUUGUUGUGUAUGUGAGGCGCAAACUCACUUUUAUUUGCUCUGUAUGUGAGGUGCAAACUCACUUAUUUUGCUGUCCUGAAGUCCUGUAGAACAUGGCUGAAUUGUUGUGUAUGUGAGGUGCAAACUCACUUAUUUUGCUGUCAUGAAGUCCUGUAGAACAUGGCUGAAUUAUUGUCUAUGCUAUCAUUGAAUCAU
Messenger RNA from Triticum aestivum (bread wheat), 2832 nucleotides. RefSeq lists its product as uncharacterized. Gene Ontology annotation, molecular function: zinc ion binding. The coding region runs from base 1550 to 2587 and encodes 345 amino acids. The transcript has 5 exons. NCBI's taxonomy places the organism in Eukaryota, Viridiplantae, Streptophyta, Magnoliopsida, Poales, Poaceae. The record is from RefSeq and is a predicted model, not a curated record.